Messenger RNA from Podospora bellae-mahoneyi, 3267 nucleotides. It is a transcript of the gene UBA1, whose product is annotated as E1 ubiquitin-activating protein. The record is from RefSeq and is a predicted model, not a curated record. Gene Ontology annotation, cellular component: cytoplasm; nucleus. Gene Ontology annotation, molecular function: ubiquitin activating enzyme activity. The coding region runs from base 1 to 3105 and encodes 1034 amino acids. The transcript is spliced from 3 exons. Gene Ontology annotation, biological process: protein ubiquitination; DNA damage response; ubiquitin-dependent protein catabolic process. Lineage: Eukaryota; Fungi; Ascomycota; Sordariomycetes; Sordariales; Podosporaceae.
AUGACUGACAAGAAGCUCCCCGAGGAGGUCGACCUCGUCACCCGGAUGCAGGUCGACGAGUCGGUCGUGGGCACCACCGAAAUCGACGAGUCGCUCUACAGCCGACAGCUCUAUGUCUUGGGCCACGAGGCCAUGAAGCGCAUGGGCGCUUCCAACGUCCUCAUCGUUGGUCAAAAGGGUCUCGGUGUCGAAAUCGCAAAGAACAUCGCCCUCGCCGGUGUGAAGAGCGUCUCCCUCUUCGAUCCCGCCCCCGUCGCCAUCGCAGACCUCUCUUCCAACUUCUUCCUGCAUCCUGAAGACGUCGGCAAGCCUCGCGACCAGGUCGUGGCCCCACGUGUCGCCGAGCUCAACGCCUACACACCAGUUCACAUUCACCAAUCUGAUAGUCUUGGCGAGAACCUGUCGCAGUUUGACAAGUACCAGGUCGUGGUUCUAACAAAUACGCCCCAGCACCUCAAGAUCCUCGUCGGCGACUACUGCCACGAGAAGGGCAUCUACUUUAUCGCCGCCGAGACAGCCGGCCUGUUCGCCAACAUCUUUUGCGAUUUCGGCAACAACUUCACCGUGCUCGACUCCAGUGGCGAGAACCCCGUCAGUGGUAUAGUGGCAGGCAUCGACGAGGAGGGUCUGGUCUCUGCCCUCGAUGAGACGCGGCACGGGCUGGAGGAUGGCGACUACGUGACGUUUACCGAGGUGGAGGGUAUGGAGGGUCUCAACGGUGCCGAGCCCCGAAAGGUCACGGUCAGGGGCCCAUACACCUUUUCCAUCGGUGACGUGUCAGGUCUCGGGCAGUACAAGCGCGGAGGUCUCUAUCAGCAGGUCAAGAUGCCCAAGUUCAUCAGCUUCAAGAGCAUUUCUGCUGCCAUGAAAGAGCCUGAAUUUGUCAUCUCUGAUUUUGCCAAGUUUGAUCGCCCACAACAGCUUCACAUCGGAUUCCAAGCCGUGCAUGCCUUUGCCCAGACCCAUGGUCGUCUUCCGCGGCCCAUGAACGAUGAAGAUGCGCUUGUCGUGAUCAGCUCGGCCAAGCAGUUCGCCCAAGCCGAGGGAAUCGAGGUGGAGUGGGAUGAGAAGCUCCUGAAGGAGCUCAGCUACCAGGCUACUGGUGACCUGAACCCAAUGGCCGCCUUCUUCGGCGGCCUCGCGGCUCAAGAAGUGCUCAAGGCUGUGUCUGGAAAGUUCAACCCCGUGCAGCAGUUCAUGUACUUUGACUCGCUUGAAUCACUCCCAACGAGUGUUGCCCGCACCGAGGAGCUCUGCCAGCCCAUCGGUGCUCGCUAUGAUGGCCAAAUUGCCGUCUUUGGCCGCGAGUUCCAAGACAAGGUCGCCAACGUCAGACAGUUCCUCGUCGGUGCCGGUGCUAUCGGCUGCGAAAUGCUCAAGAACUGGGCCAUGAUCGGUCUCGGAACCGGUCCUCGCGGCAAGAUCACUGUUACCGACAUGGAUUCCAUCGAGAAGAGCAACCUCAACAGGCAGUUCCUCUUCAGGCCCAAGGAUGUCGGCCAGAUGAAGAGCGACUGUGCCGCCAGAGCAGUUCAGGCGAUGAACCCUGAAUUGGUCGGGCACAUCGUCACCUUGAAGGACCGUGUCAGCCCCGAGACAGAGCACAUCUUUAACGAGGAUUUCUGGAACGACUUGGACGGUGUUACCAAUGCGCUCGACAACGUUGAGGCGAGAACAUAUGUCGACAGGAGAUGCGUCUUCUUCCACAAGCCUCUGCUGGAGAGCGGUACUCUUGGUACCAAGGGCAACACCCAGGUCGUCCUUCCCAAGAUCACCGAGUCAUACUCCUCCUCUCAGGACCCCCCCGAGCAGUCUUUCCCCAUGUGCACUCUGCGCAGUUUCCCCAACAAGAUCGAGCACACCAUUGCGUGGGCUCGUGAGUUGUUUGAGAGCUCGUUUGUCAAGCCUGCCGAGACAGCCAACCUCUAUCUUACCCAGCCCAACUACCUCGAGACCACUCUGAAGCAGGGCGGCAACGAGAAGGCCACCCUCGAGAUGCUCCUCGACUACCUCAAGAAUGACCGGGCUCUCACCUUUGAGGACUGCGUUCAGUGGGGCCGCAUGCUGUUCGAGAAGCAAUACAACAAUGCUAUUCAGCAGCUGCUCUACAACUUCCCCAAGGACUCUGUCUCGUCUACCGGCACCCCAUUCUGGUCUGGGCCGAAGCGCGCGCCUGAUCCGUUGAAGUUUGAUGUGAACAAUCCCACUCACUACAGCUUCAUCGUGGCGGCGACCAACCUGCAUGCCUUCAACUACAAUAUCAAUGUCAAGAACAAGACAAGGCAGGAUUACAUCCAGGCCUUGGAGUCGAUGAUUGUUCCCGACUUUUCUCCUGAUUCCAACGUCAAAAUUCAGGCCGACGAGAAGGAGCCUGAUCCGAACGCCGGCGCUGCCUUUGAUGAUGAAGCUGAGCUGAGCAACCUGAUCAAGCAGCUUCCCGAUCCCAAGUCCCUUGCCGGCUUCAAGCUCACUCCUGUCGAGUUUGAGAAGGAUGAUGAUACCAACCACCACAUUGACUUCAUCACGGCCGCCAGCAACCUGCGUGCCGACAACUACAAGAUCGAGCAGGCCGAUAGGCACAAGACCAAGUUCAUCGCCGGCAAGAUCAUUCCCGCCAUCGCCACCACCACGGCGUUGGUCACCGGCCUGGUCAUCCUUGAGCUGUUCAAGAUUAUCGACGGCAAGGACGACAUCGAGCAGUACAAGAACGGCUUCAUCAACUUGGCCCUGCCCUUUUUUGGCUUCAGCGAGCCGAUUGCCAGCCCCAAGGUUGAGUACACGGGUCCCGACGGCAAGGUGACGUUUGACAAGAUCUGGGACCGCUUCGAGUUCAAUGAUGUCACGCUGCAAGAGUUGAUCGAUGACUUCAAGUCCCGUGGCCUGGAGAUCUCGAUGGUGAGCUCGGGCGUGAGCUUGCUGUACGCGUCCUUCUUCCCGCCUGCGAAGAGAAAGGACAAGUAUCCGAUGAAGUUGAGCGAGCUGGUGGAGACGGUGAGCAAGAAGAAGAUUCCCGAGCAUCAGAAGGAGCUGAUCUUUGAUGUGGUGACGGAGGAUGCGGACGGGGAGGAUGUGGAGGUGCCGUACAUCAAGGUGAAGAUUAGGUAGAUUUUCAAGGGCCGGCAGGUUAGCUAGAAGAAAUGACAAAGGUUGGGAAUGAAGGGGAGGGAACAUUGUUCGGUUAGACUUCUAUUACUACCUUGGCUGAGGGAAUGGAUUAGGUCCCACGCCUUGAUUUUGGUGACAUGCAAGAUGGGUGACGCGUUUAGC